Molecule: messenger RNA, 382 nt
Organism: Funneliformis caledonium
Lineage: Eukaryota; Fungi; Glomeromycota; Glomeromycetes; Glomerales; Glomeraceae
Source: the annotation of a GenBank genome assembly
UCCAAAAUUUUGGAACCCACAAAAUUGUCAUGAUGAUGAUAUCAAGCCUACUUUAUGGCAAUUACAUUUAUAUCCGAAUGGUGAUUUAGGAGCUAGAAAUUAUAUUUCUGUUUCUCUUGAAGCUAUUAAAACACCAUUUGAACGUUCAAAUAAUAUAAACGAGAGAGAACAAAGACACAAGCUUGGAAUUGGGAAAACUUUUGUCAAUCGAUCAUCCAGGUCAAAAACUCAUCAAAAAGUUACAGAUAUCAAAUAUAAUUAUAAUUUCAAUAACCCACCUGCAACUUGGAUAUUGAAAGGAAUGAGAUUUUAUACGAAAAAACCGAUGGAAUCCAAAUAUUUUAAAGAAAAAUUUCAAGGAGAGUGGAAAGGGAAGAAAGUU